Molecule: messenger RNA, 5986 nt
Organism: Haliaeetus leucocephalus (bald eagle)
Lineage: Eukaryota; Metazoa; Chordata; Aves; Accipitriformes; Accipitridae
Gene: SOCS7
Product: suppressor of cytokine signaling 7
Exons: 10
Coding region: 1-1065 (354 amino acids)
Biological process (GO): phosphatidylinositol phosphate biosynthetic process; intracellular signal transduction
Cellular component (GO): phosphatidylinositol 3-kinase complex
Molecular function (GO): 1-phosphatidylinositol-3-kinase regulator activity
Source: RefSeq, a predicted model, not a curated record
AUGCCGGAGCAGACGUCACCGGCUCCAAAACGUGUUCAUCUGCUGGUGCUGUCUGCCCAGAGCCCCCCCCGCCUCGCCUCCGCUCGCCCCCCCGCGCUCCCGCUUGGGAAACACAGACUGACAAGAACUCAAAGUGCCUUUUCCCCGGUUGUGUUCAGCCCCCUCUUCACAGGUGAAACAGUGUCACUGGUGGACGUGGACAUCUCUCAGCGAGGACUGACCUCCCCUCACCCUCCGACUCCACCACCUCCACCACGAAGAAGCCUCAGCCUGCUAGAUGAUAUCAGUGGGACGCUGCCUACAUCUGUCCUAGUGGGUCCAAUGGGCUCCUCCCUGCAGUCUUUCCCUCUGCCUCCGCCUCCUCCGCCCCAUGCCCCAGACGCCUUCCCACGGAUUGUCCCGCUGAGGCCGAUGGAGGCGAUGCCUGGCCAGCCCGCCCCGCACCUGCAGUGUCCGCUCUACCGCCCAGACUCCAGCAGCUUUGCAGCCAGCUUGCGAGAGCUGGAGAAGUGUGGAUGGUACUGGGGACCAAUGAACUGGGAGGAUGCAGAGAUGAAGCUGAAGGGGAAGCCAGAUGGGUCCUUUCUGGUCCGAGACAGUUCUGACCCCCGUUACAUCCUGAGCCUCAGCUUUCGGUCGCAGGGCAUCACCCAUCACACCAGGAUGGAGCACUAUAGAGGGACCUUCAGCCUGUGGUGCCAUCCCAAGUUUGAAGACCGCUGCCAGUCUGUGGUGGAGUUCAUAAAGAGAGCAAUCAUGCACUCCAAAAACGGGAAGUUCCUCUACUUUCUCCGAUCCAGGGUUCCAGGUCUUCCUCCAACGCCUGUCCAGCUCCUGUAUCCAGUCUCCAGGUUCAGCAAUGUCAAAUCCCUUCAGCACCUUUGCCGCUUUCGGAUCAGGCAGUUGGUCCGAAUAGAUCACAUCCCCGACCUCCCACUGCCCAAGCCCCUGAUCUCCUACAUCCGCAAGUUCUACUACUACGACCCGCAAGAGGAGGUGUAUCUGUCGCUGAAGGAAGCUCAGCUCAUCUCCAAACAGAAGCAGGAGACCGAAUCCUCCACGUAGCGAGGCUGCCUCACCCAUCUUGUUGCUGUCACUGAUGGAAUUUGAUUGUUGCCAUCCUGUAGCCCAAGUCAGGCUGUGGUGGGAAGGAGGCACGUGACGGUGAAGCCUGCUUCUGCGGUGCCACUUCUGCUCUCAAGCUCUUUUGUACAGAGAAGAGGGUUCAAGACUCCUAAGAAGCACAGCAGAACGGGAACAAGAGCCUCAGCUCCUGCCUUGAGGGAGAGGGGUCUCGGAGACAGCUGAGCCCAGCUCAUGGACUCCUUGAAGAACAAAGAAUGUCAUGGCACUAUUUACAAAUUUUUGAAAGUUUUAUUUUUGAUGUCGUCCUUUUUUUUUUUUUUUUUUCAGCAUGAGAAAUACAGUCUUAUGAUCAGCUGAAUUUUUUUAUCCUCCCUUGGAAACUUCAAGGUGGGGAGAGAGAAGGGGACUUUCUAAGAAGAUCAUCUGCUCCAGGCAUUAUGGCAAGACUGUUCUUUGGUCCUCACUGAGAGGGGAUGCAGCCGCAGAGCUGCUUGGAGGCAGACUGAGCCAGAAUGAUGUGCAGCUGUGUGGAAUAACCUCUGGGAAGCAUGGAGCUCUGAACAGCGGGCAGCUGCACAGCUCCCCUGCUUUCUAGGAUUUGGGAGAAGAGGGCCAAACAUAGUCUUGGGCAGCUGAGCUUUGCAACUGGAUUUGCAGGGUGGUCCUAUAUGCUUUUAAGUUGGGCCCAAGGAAGGAAGAGCAUGUGAGCCAUUUGGAUGUCAUGGAGCCUUCUGCCAAAGGGAAUGGUUGCUGCUGCACUGGGGAAACAAGGACUGCUCCUCCGAGGUGGCAUUGUUCCCUUAGCAAACACUGGAAGAUUUUGCUGAACCCCUGUGAUAAGUGGAAGGGACGUGGCAAAGCUGUUGCUGUAACUGUUGCAGCAGUCCAUGGACCAAAGGUAGUUGCUACAGGGAUCUCAGUCUUGCAGAGUUGUGGGAUGUGCACUUUUAGCCUUUCUCUGGUUGUCUCCAGAAGCUGUGAAUGAAGUGGCUUUCUGUUGAUCUGUGAAGGAUCUUGAUUAGGAGUUGCUGGGGCAUUAAGAGGCAUCUCUGGGGAGACUCAGAGCAAGGAGCAGAUAACUGAGGGUUCUCCUGGAAUGGCAUCUGAUCUCUGCGAGCUUGCUUGCUUGCUGCUUCAUCCUCUCCCUGGGAUGUCCACGGAACUACAGCAGUUCAGAAACAGUAAAGCCAAGAGAGAUGGUCGCUCUUGCUGUGUUUCUGGACUUGGCACUGGCUGAAAUACCCCACCCCCCACCUUUUCAAAUGCUGGUCUGCUGUUUCAUCCACUGCAGCAACUGCAAAGAGUUUGCAUUUCAUGGUGAAGUUUAAAGUUUGCCUGAAGUGAUGCUGAGAAGUCUGGAGAAGCAUCUUUCCUCCUGUAUGUAAAUGAGCAAGUGUUCCUGUGCUCUCAACCCGAGUGAAGGAAAUGCUCCAUCCUGCAACAGUGUGGUCUGAAAACGUAAUGUUGUCUGUGGCCCGGGUCUGCAGAUCUGAGGUCGGUGCCCCGUGAGCUGCCUGCAGUCACUCAGGAGCUGCUAAGACUUUGGUCUUGCCCUGCAGAAUGAUCUAUGUCCUUGAAUUAGAUACGGUCGUGCAGAUCUUAAAGCAGCCUGGAAAAAUUCUGAUUGUCUGCCUCUGCCAAGUGUUGCUAUGAAGGGUGCUAAGAAAUCAUGCCCUCCCUUUCUUCACCAUCACCUCUGGCCUCAGUUUUGGUCUUGGAGAAAAAGUAUGUUUUUUAAAAAGGAUUUGGCUUCCAGAUGAAACUAAUAACUAAGCUUCAAAAUCUGUAGAAAUACCUCAUCAGACACUACUCACUACUGACUUUGUGUUGCAUGGUCGGGGCAGUGGUUAUCAGGAAGGAGGAGCUGCCCCGAGACGUGCUGAACAGCAUAUCCUGACCCUUGGUGAAAUUGGAGCUACUGUAGUCUACAGCUACUGUGUCCCCUCUGUGCGGGGACCCACGUUCAUCCCUCCACAGCCGCCGCUGCGUUCCCUCCCCUUGGCUGUAGACCUACAGCUCACACCAAGUUAUCAGCAGAGCCUGCAAAUAAAUGCAACUGCUUCGACUAAAACGCACAGCAUGCUGGGCGAAUGUUGGGGGGAGGAAAAAGCAUCUGUACUUGUGCAGGUGAAACUCCAAUAUCCACGCACCUGGCCCUGCUGCAUCUCGGUUGUCCACGUGCUGAAGAUUUGAAUCUUCCAACUUAUCCGUAUGCUGGAAAGGAAAACCUUCCCAAGAGCCAAGCCUGGUCUGAUGCCUGAAGUGUCCAACUCCAUGCCAGCGAAGAACAGUGUGCCUGGUGCAUGUGUCUCCUGUCAAGCUUCUCUCCAAAAAGAGACCCCGGAGGCAAGGAUGCAUGUGAAUAGGUGAUGGCCUGCAGGACGUGUGAAAUGGGGGAGCUGUGAGUCUUCCCUUGCUGAAGCCAGGGAGAAGCCGGUCCUCUCCCUAGUGUGAUGGUAGUGACAGCAUUUUCACUUCUUCCUUCCCUGUUCUGGGAGGGAGAGGCGCAGGCAGGGUUUGGGAAGGGAAAGCAGCCGAUCUGGAGAGCACACCAGGGAAAACUGGUGCUGGCUGGGCACUGGGAAUUGGUGCAGAGCCCAUCCUGCCGACACUGGGCUUGCCUGGGGUGAAAACGCACAACCCUGCUCCACAUCAGGUCGGGAGAGCCGUCCUGCACUGCUCAGCUCCCUGCGUCCCCCUCCGGGGAUCUCUCUGCGUACCCCCAGAGCUCCCCACAAGGGUGGAUGGGGUGGCUCUGUGGCUUUCGGAGCUGUUAGAGAAGCAGCCAGACUUUAGGGGCAAUACUUGAAUUUACAUGUAUUUGGUUGGCUGUCACUGUCCUUGGGAGGACUUCUCCCAACAGCCUGCCAGUGCUUCUGGUGUUAUUUGAACCCUGUGCACAGCAGGGGCAGCCCUCCCCAAAUUGAAGCCAGCAGCAAGGCUUGGGGUCUGUCUGCAGCAGCUGAAAUGAUGGAGAUGUGCUCUGGGGUGUUAGAUAGGGGAUGGUGGGACACCAGCCUGUCAUGCUGACGUGCUUGGUGUCAGCUGUAGCUGCACAAGACACCCCCCCCCAUCAAUCUGCACCCGCAGGAGCGGUGGGGUCAGCUCUGCCAUGAAGGUGGCAGAUGCUCUUCACCCUUCCCAGGGCCCUGCUCCACCUCUCCUUGCUCCAAGACAGGCAGGGGAGCUGGAGCGUGGUCAGGGCCAGCCUGCUGCCUGUGGCUAAUAGUGCUGGAUAAGAUCCCAAGGUUAACUGUAGUUAACAGCCUUCUCUUGAAAUCCAUUUAAAAUAAAGCUGUUCCUAGAGUUCCUUCACAUCUAGGUGUAAGGAGAGGGAGGGACUUGAUCUGCUGUUUGGAAGUGGGAAAAGGUCCAGAGAUUUUUGUUUCAAGGCUGGAUGUGAGUGGAGCAAGCAGAGUGGUCUCUGCUGAGGGGGUGAUGGUCUUUGUGGACACAGGUGAGAUCUCAAAGAGGUGGCUCAGUCCUGUCUUGCCAGUGAAUCCCCAUCCCUGUUUGGGGAGGAACACCUAAUGUUUGUAUCCUGCCUGGAAUGGUUUUGUAGGCUGGUUCUGGAGGGUGCUCUCAUCCUGCUGAUUUGGAAAAAAUUUUUAUAGCCUCCUUUGUCCAACCUUGAGUUCUGCAGAGGUUGUUGCCGUCCUCCUCCCUCUGUCAGGGACCACAGGCAGAUGAACAAUGAAAUGGAUCAUAAAAACUACCAAAGCGCAGAAGGUAUCCAUGGAAAAGCUCUUUUUUUUUUCAGCUGGAGAUGGUGCUUUUUUCAGCUGGAUGAGUGCAGCCUUUAGGAGGGGUGUGUUUUACCUGCUUAUCAGGUUGGCAAGAUCCCAGGUUUGCUCGAGCCGGCUGCUCUGUGCAGGGCCCCCGCUCCUCUCCCUGCAGCCUGUUUCAAGGUAGGGAAUGACCUGGCUCGCUCCUGCAGCGUGAAAUUCAGAUAAGCCAGGACAGUGUUCUCACAUGGAAGUUUUCAGUUCAGCAUUGACGUCCUUGGGGCCAAAAGAAGGGGAAAAAAUUCAUCCUUAGCUUAGUUUGGGUGGGACCUACUGCGGGCAGGGUGGGAACCACCUGAGCUGCUCAUGCGAGAGGGAAUUGGUGGUUUUGAAAGCACCAGGCAUGUGACGCUUACGUUAUCUGGCCAAUUUUUAAACCCUAAACGUGUUUUUAAUAGGGACCUGUGUUAUCGUGCAUGUGCCUGAAGGAGCGUGUGGGUGCAGGGAGAUGUGCAGGGCUGUGCCCCAGCUGGGCAGGCUCUGCUGUGGGUGAUGGCUGGUGCUGAAGUCUUGUCUGGGAGCUUUUUGGGGAGGAAACUGCUGGAAAGCAGGGUUUGCAAAAAGAAAGGAUCUUCCUGCUUCUAGUAGGAAGGGAACUGGCUGUUGUCCUUUGUUCUUCACAGUUAAGAUAUGCUCUUGGGAUGAUUUUACCCUUAAAAUUGACCAUCAGGUCUGAGCCUGCCUGUUGGAGGGCUCGUCGGGGACCCAGACGCCCGCCUAAGCCCCUUCGGCUUUCAGGGAUGGAGGGAUUUAUCGGCGUGCUCCAAGCAGCCCCCAUAGCGCUCCCCUCCCCGGCCCCUCGCUCCUCAUCCACAGUCUUCCAGGUGAGACAGGGCAGGCGGGACCCCCAGUCCCAGACAUCCCGCUGGGAUUAAGGGGGUCCCAGUGGUGCUGCCUCUGACCGUGCCUCCAGCUGAAAAGCACAACCAGUGCCCAGAAACGCAGCGGCCUCCCGGGGUGAGCUCCCAGUGCCCCUCGGGGUGCUCCCCACCCCAGCCAGGGCUUUACUCUGAAAAUCGCUGGUGGGCAGCGAGUAACACUGGAUCUGGACUUGCCUUUAGAGAAGGAAUGAGCAGAUACUGGCAGCUCCGAGUGCAGGACCUCAUGCUGCUCAU